UUUCUGGGGAGGGACCUCAGCGAGCCCAGAGCACCGACCGGCGCCGCAGCCGUUUGGGCUCAACCACGUUUAUGCGGGAUGCCGUAGCCGUCGGCUAUGCCACGCCGCGGCUUGCCACGGCCAUGCGCGCGGCGGCAGCGGCGCGAGCCCACCACAGACUCCACCGACUGGUCUCGCACGCGGCCCGCGUUAGGUGCGCGCUGCUGCUCGCAGUCCUCGCUGCCCUCGCGCUCGCCGCCGGCCGCGGCCGGCUGCCCGCCGGCGCCUGGCUGGGCGCGGGCCGGCGGCCUGCUGCCCCCGAGGCCCGCGGGCGGCUCGCGGGCGCCCGCGGGCGCGCGGGCGCUCGGCGGCUCUGCGCACGGCGGGCAGGGGGGGCCGGCUCCGCGAACCCGUACGACGUCCUGGGCCUGCCGAGGACGGCGGCCACGUCGUCCGAGGUGCGCGCGGCCUUCCGGGAGAUGGCGAAGCUGUACCACCCAGACGUCCCGGGCACCGGCGACAGCGACCGGUUCCUGGCCGCCCGGGAGGCUGCAGACGCCCUGGCCACCCCGGAGGGGCGGGCCAAGUGGGCCAGACAGCAGCCUCGGGCGCAUCGGCAGCGCCGCCGCGAGCGGGCCGAGGCACAGGCGGGCCCUGGCUUCUGGGCGCCGCGCGCCGCCGCGGAGGGCCGGCGCGGCGGGCGCCGUCCUGGCGGCGGGCCCUCGCGGCCGCACAGCUGGGUCGACGCCUGGGAGGAGGAGGACCUCUGACUGGAUGGACGAGGACGACCUCGAGGACGCGGAGGCCUGGGACGUCGAGUGGGGCGGCGGACGCAGGGGGGAGGCACGCUGGGAGGGGUGGGCGCCGUGGGACGACGAGGAUCGCGGCCGCCGCGGGGGGCAGCAACGCGGCGGCCGAGAGCGGCGGCAGGGCGGCGGCCGGGAGGACAGCCUGGAGACGCAGCUGAAGGUUGCGCAGGACGAAGAGGCACACAGGCGCCACCUUGACCGGGAGCGCCUCUGGAAGGAGGAGCUGGGCAAGGCCAGGGAGCGGGCGAAGGAGACCCAGAAGCUCGGGUGGUCCGACCAGCUGAGCCAGCUCAAGGCGGACAACUACCAGCGGCGCGGCCGGGAGAGGCUGCGGUGGGCCCUGAAGACCAACCAGACCAGGGACGAGCGGGAGGCCUGGAAGGAGGCCGCGGCGCAGCGCUGGGUCGAGCGGUUCCGGCUGGCGGAGGAGGAGUCCAACCGGAGGAGGGAGGAGACGGCGCGCUUCUACGCGGAGAAGAUCCGGCGGGCCCGCGAGGAAGCGCGCAGGCUGAGAGAGGAGCGGGCCGCGCUCGAGGAGGCGAGGCUCAGCAAGUGGGAGCACCUGGAGAAGCAGCUGCAGGAAAAGUCCCAGCGCAUGUGGUCCGACGCCUUCCAGGAGGCCUUGCGCACGAACUGCGACGAGCAGGACGAGGAGCGCCACUGGGCCGCCUUCCUGGAGCAGGCGCAGCAGUCGCAACGCUCGCUCCCCAAGAAGUGGUCCUCGCGGUUCUUCCGCCUGAUGCAGGACGAUCAUAUGGACAACCAUGUCGCGCAGACCAAGUUUUGGGAGCGCUCCUUCCGGAAGGCCAUGGAUUUCUCCAGCAGCAAGGCUUCGGAGGACGCCGCGUUUUGGCAGGGCCAAAUCCGGAAGGCCAACGCCAAGGACUUCAAGCAGCGGGCAGAGAUCAACCAGAAGCAGUUGCAGCAGUUCCGCUCCCACGAGAAGCAGGCGCAGCAGUGGAAGGAGAGGGAGAUCCAGAAGUGGGCGAAGAGCCUCCGGAAGGCGGAGGAUGAUGCUUUGAGGAAGGAGCGGGAUGUAGAGAGGGAGUGGGCGCAAAAGUUGCUCGAAGCGGAGGAGGAGGCGCUCGAGGUGCUCAUGGGCAAGUGAUUGGUCCCGAGCCACGGCCAGGUCCCCUGGGGCGGCACCUAUUGAGAGCGCAGCGUGAACAUGGCCUGGCGCACUGUGCGUACCUUCUGUUCGCAAGCCCACUUCACCAUCAGCUGUGCUUGUCUACUCUCCACGUUCCGCCCAGUUCACCCUCUCCGCCCACAUCUUGGUUUCAUCGUGCCCUCUCCGUCCCUUGCACGCCUUGUAGUUCCAGGGCUCAGACUUUCAGGUUUCGUCCGCACGGCGCGGUGUCGGUCUCAUGGGCAUUCCCUCAUUUAUCUGAGCUCGUCGCGCGUAAAAAA
Molecule: messenger RNA, 2198 nt
Organism: Prorocentrum cordatum
Lineage: Eukaryota; Dinophyceae; Prorocentrales; Prorocentraceae
Source: the annotation of a GenBank genome assembly